CCGCGGUGAGGACACCAGCUGAGCUCCUUUGCCAGGCGCUCCAAUCCCUGCCCGGCCACCACUAGAGCCCCGUGACAGGAGGCAGAGAGCGCUGUCCGGCUGGUCAAGGGGGAAGGUGCCUGCUGGUCGCCCGAAAAGGCGCAGCCAUCACCCAAGCUCUUUUCCUCGAUUAUCUCAUCGUGGUGGAACAGUCCCGGCCUUAACUCCGCCGAUCCGAUCAGGAAGAGGCCAUUUUGUGAAGCGUCGUAGAGAAGGGGGGUGGCGGCUCCUGCUCCUCCCCCGCUUAGCAUUUUCCAUCCAGAGUCUUGCGGUCGAGAAAGGGGCGCUGCUGCAAUUCUCUUCCUCCGCCAGCCAAAACGGUUCACUCGCUUGUCUGACCGUGCAGAAGAGGACGAGCUUCCUGGAUCUAGAAAGUCGCCGGGAGGACAAGAUGCGUGACGACGCUGUCCCGUUCUCAGCGAGGACCUUUCCCUUUUAACCCCAUUCUUUUCCCCCUCUCUCUUCCGCCUCACAUCAACCUGCAAGGAGUAGGGGGACGGGACCUACGGGAGUCUCCCCGCCCCGGUUUCUGGGGCGAACAUGGCUGGCGAGCCCCAGAAGAAGCAGCACUUGUCGGCCUUGGUGGGCCACACCAACGGGCUCACCAAGCCCGCUUCCCUGGUCACUGUAGCCGGAGUACGGAGCGGGGCGGCCGGCUCCGGGGCUGCCGCUGCUGGCGGAGGGGCCACUUCCAAGAAAAUAGUGAUCAAGAACUUCAGAGAGAGACCCACUUUGGCUGAUAAUUACACCCGAGACACAUGGCAGAAGCUUCAUGAAGCAGUCAAAGCAAUACAGAGUAGUACCUCCAUUAAAUAUAAUCUUGAAGAACUUUAUCAAGCUGUUGAAAAUGUCUGUUCUUAUAAGGCAUCACCUACAUUGUACAGGCAGCUAAGACAAGUCUGUGAAGAUCAUGUGAAAGCACAAAUACUCCAGUUCAGAGAAGAUUCUCUUGACAGCCUUCUGUUUUUAAAGAAAAUAAACAAAUGUUGGCAAGAUCACUGCAGACAAAUGAUAAUGAUUAGAAGUAUUUUCUUAUUCUUGGAUCGUACCUACGUACUUCAGAAUCCAAUGCUACCUUCUAUAUGGGAUAUGGGACUAGAACUCUUUAGAAACCAUGUUAUUAGUGAUAAAUCAGUUCAGACUAAGACUAUUGAUGGAAUUUUACUGUUGAUUGAACGAGAACGGAAUGGUGAAGCUGUGGAUAGAAGCUUGUUACGAAGUCUGUUAAGUAUGCUGUCUGAUUUACAAGUCUACAAAGACUCCUUUGAACACAGGUUUUUGGAAGAUACAAAUCGUUUAUAUACUGCAGAAGGCCAAAGGUUAAUGCAAGAAAGAGAGAUCCCAGAAUAUCUUCAUCAUGUUAACAAACGUUUAGAAGAAGAAGCAGAUAGGGUAGUAACAUAUUUAGAUCAUAGCACACAGAAGCCACUAAUUGCUUGCGUGGAGAGGCAGCUGUUAGGAGAACACUUAGCAGCUAUUUUGCAAAAAGGAUUUGAUAAUCUGCUUGAUGAAAACAGAAUUGCAGAUCUGACCCAGAUGUGUCAGCUUUUCAACCGUGUGAAAGGUGGACAACAGCUUCUUCUGCAGUCCUGGAGUGAAUACAUCAAGAACUUUGGGACAACAAUAGUGGUAAAUCCUGAAAAAGACAAGGAUAUGGUGCAAGAGCUGCUAGAUUUUAAGGACAAAGUGGAUCAUAUCAUAGAAGUGUGUUUUCAGAAAAAUGAGAAAUGUAUAAACUUGAUGAAGGAAUCUUUUGAAACAUUUAUCAACAAAAGACCAAAUAAACCAGCAGAACUGAUAGCAAAGCAUGUGGAUUCAAAACUAAGAGCUGGCAAUAAAGAAGCAACAGAUGAAGAACUGGAAAGAAUCCUUGACAAAAUAAUGAUAAUAUUCAGAUUUAUUCAUGGUAAAGAUGUGUUUGAAGCAUUUUAUAAAAAGGAUUUGGCUAAAAGACUGCUGGUUGGAAAAAGUGCUUCAGUAGAUGCUGAGAAAUCUAUGUUAUCUAAGCUUAAGCAUGAAUGUGGUGCUGCUUUCACUAGUAAAUUGGAAGGAAUGUUUAAGGAUAUGGAACUUUCCAAAGACAUUAUGGUUCAGUUUAAACAGUACAUGCAGAACCAAAGUGAUCCAGGCAAUAUAGAUUUAACAGUAAAUAUACUUACAAUGGGAUACUGGCCUACUUAUAUACCUAUGGAUGUCCUUCUGCCUCCAGAGAUGGUUAAACUUCAAGAAAUAUUUAAAACAUUUUAUCUGGGAAAGCACAGUGGUCGAAAACUUCAGUGGCAAACCAGUUUAGGACAUGCUGUCCUGAAAGCAGAGUUUAAAGAGGGGAAGAAGGAAUUGCAGGUGUCACUUUUUCAAACAUUAGUCCUUCUGAUGUUCAAUGAAGGAGAUGAAUUCAGUUUUGAAGAAAUUAAAACAGCCACUCUUAUAGAGGAUAGUGAAUUAAAAAGAACCUUGCAGUCUUUGGCCUGUGGUAAAGCAAGAGUACUAAAUAAGUGUCCAAGAGGCAAGGAUGUAGAAGAUGGUGACAAAUUCAUCUUUAAUGGUGAUUUCAAGCAUAAGUUGUUCAGAAUAAAAAUCAACCAGAUCCAGAUGAAGGAAACCGUUGAGGAACAAGUCAGCACAACUGAAAGGGUGUUUCAGGAUAGACAAUAUCAGAUUGAUGCUGCUAUAGUACGAAUAAUGAAGAUGAGGAAGACACUUGGUCACAAUAUUCUUGUUUCAGAGUUAUAUAAUCAGCUAAAAUUUCCAGUGAAGCCUGGAGAUUUGAAAAAGCGGAUCGAAUCACUCAUAGAUAGAGACUAUAUGGAGAGAGACAAAGAUAACUCUAAUCAGUAUCACUAUGUUGCAUGAUAAGGAAGAAACUGUUUUUAUAAAACAAAGGGACAUUUAUUUCUUAACAAUGGAUACCUGUGUUGUUUCCAAACCUUAUUUUUAGCAGAUUUGGAAAUGAAGUUGGUUAAUUACUGCAUGCCCCGCAGAUACUUGAAACAUCCUUGACCAGAGUAUGUGGUGGUAUUCAAAGACAUGUUCUUUUCAGAUCUGCUUCUUGAUUUCUUUGGGAACUCUGUUCAAACUUUCUUUUGGAGUAGAAUGGUAACAUUCCUCUAUGAUGUAAUUAUUUGGCCUGAAGAGAUUAGUUGGUUGUCUGUGUUCACAUAUCAUAAAGAAUCUUAUGCUGCAUUAUUUUGUUUCAAGGAUUAUAUGGAUUUCUUUUUAAAACUCUGUUGAAGAACUAUCAGCAGUCUGAGUACACAGAAUUCUUAACUAUGCAAACAAAUUCUAAUAUUUCUAUUUGAUGUUUUUAUUUCACAUCUUUCUAAACUUUAUCCCUGUUUAGGUAGUUCAAGUGCCAAGAGGAUGACUGCAUAUAAACACUAUUAACUGAGCUUUAUAAUUAGCUCAAAUUAUUCAUUUGGUGGCUUUCUUUUUGGCUCUAUGAGAGUGAACCAGCUAAGCCCUUUCUGACUCCAGAAUAUUUCUUUGUAAGCUUUCAUGUAACACUACAGAAUAAUCUAGCUGUACACUAAGAAUUGCACAUAGGUGUAGUGUAACCUUGGAACAUUUAAAAGUAUUUUAAAAGCUUUAGGGCCCUGUUGUGAGAGUAGAGGAGACAACUGAGUCCUUUAACCAUAUCCCUCAUGUUUGGAGAACUAUGCAUAUGAAAGAACGAUACUGCUUUCCUCCUAUAUGCCCAGAACAGUUUCUGCAUGUGCUGAGGAUUGGAUUGUUCAGAUAGGUUUUUAUGUUGACAGAUUUUGAAAAUAUUUUGUUUCAUGUGGUUUAUAAGGAAGUUGACUGAAAUUUGAAGAAAAAAAAGUAUGUAAACUUGAUAAUUCUAACUGCUGGUUUUACAGGAUAUGCAAAUGACUGUAUGUUUUGAAGAAACCAAAGGAGUUUUUUUUACCUUUGAGUCAUUACUGUUAGUAAUAUCUUUAGCAGAAUGCUUUGCAUAAAACUAGUAACUUAAUUAUUAUGAACUCCCUUGUACUAUUUGACUUCUGCAAAUUAAAUUCCCUGCGUUACUGUAAGUGUUGCAUUCAUUGAAUUUUUCCUUCCAUGUUACUAUUUAACAAUCUACGAAUUGAAGCAAAUAUAAAAACUAUUCAAUAUAAACUUAUUUUAACUUUUAAUAUCUUAUACAUACUAAUUUCUUAGCCACUGUAUGAAUAUGACCAUCUAUUGGCCUGUUGUCUUUCUACCUAAUGUUAGUAAAACUGCCUCGAUGAUAACUUUGUUAAAUGUAAAAAGAUAUACAACUUAUUUACAGACAUGUAUAAAAUGGGGGAGCCUUCAUGAGGCCUUUGUAUGGGGUGUAAGUUUAAUGAUUUGAUAUUUUACAAAGUAUAUCAUCAUUUUUCUUUUC
Molecule: messenger RNA, 4405 nt
Organism: Varanus komodoensis (Komodo dragon)
Lineage: Eukaryota; Metazoa; Chordata; Lepidosauria; Squamata; Varanidae
Gene: CUL4A
Product: cullin 4A
Exons: 20
Coding region: 580-2892 (770 amino acids)
Biological process (GO): ubiquitin-dependent protein catabolic process; DNA damage response; protein ubiquitination
Cellular component (GO): Cul4A-RING E3 ubiquitin ligase complex
Molecular function (GO): ubiquitin protein ligase binding
Source: RefSeq, a predicted model, not a curated record